Anguilla rostrata (American eel) is the source of this 7030-nucleotide messenger RNA. It is a transcript of the gene nlrx1, whose product is annotated as NLR family member X1. The transcript is spliced from 9 exons. Lineage: Eukaryota; Metazoa; Chordata; Actinopteri; Anguilliformes; Anguillidae. The record is from RefSeq and is a predicted model, not a curated record. Gene Ontology annotation, molecular function: protein binding. Gene Ontology annotation, biological process: negative regulation of canonical NF-kappaB signal transduction. Gene Ontology annotation, cellular component: mitochondrion. Bases 2589 to 5597 code for a protein of 1002 amino acids.
AAAGGCCAGAUAAGAAAUCGCCAAAAAAUAUAGAGAUGAGCCAGAAGAGUUCAAAUAUUAGACUUCAUUGCUUUCACAUUAAUCCAUUAACAAGUUGGUUUAAAAAAAAAUCUAUUGAUAGGCUAACUUGCACCUUCCUGUCUACAUGUUUAACUGUCAAGUUUACUGUAUUAAACAGGCAGUUAAGUGUUUUAACUUACUGAAGGGAAGAUUCCCACUCUGUUGAAGGGACAGUGCUCUGCCUCGGUGGUCUAUGGGAAGCCCUUACGAAGAUGUUUACCUCUGUAAAUGUAGUCCUAAUUUCCUACAGCAAGGACACCUAUUUGAGUGUGGACUAGGCCUGUAUACAUGUUAAUUAACACAUCUAUAGGUUUAGAUGUAUGAUCCAAAGUAUAUUUAACUCCAACUGUAUAUAUCUAGAGGUGAUCCGACUGCAAGGCUUGGCUAGUGGCUACAUGAAUACCAACACAAGCUUGGAUGGGCAUCGGAUGGCCUAUAUUGUCAUUGUGGCUGAUAUUUGAUGUGAUUUAUCGAAGAUGAUAUAUCAUCUUAUAUAUCAUCAUACGAAGAUUCGCCAACGCUAUAAGAAAGAAAGAAAAAAGUUGUCGUGAAUUGCGGAAGUAGGUUUAUAGAAUGAGUAGAGGCAUUCCGUUUUACCAGCACAGACGUUAUGUUUAAGGUAACGUGGAUUAAUUAUUGAAUAUAAUAUUGGUUCAAAAGGUGCUUUUGGCUAUAGCCUAUGUCUGUGACGUUUUGUGUUGUUAGUUAAUCAGUGAACGUUUAGCCUAAAGACUUAAUUUCACAAACACAUUGCAUUUGUUUGGCAUCGUACUACUCAGCUCAGUUUUGCGAUGUUUUCCUUUAGGCUUUAUUUUUCAUAAUCAAGCUUUUAGAAUACGUGUUUAGCGUGUAAAAGCACGCAUAAUUGCUUUAUUCUAGUGUUUUGACGCUUUAGCUAGCUAACAGUAGCUUACGUUAGACUAGAAGCCGAUGCUCAAUGUGUAUAUGGAAUUGACAGCUAACGUUAGCUAUAGCCUGACAGCUUUCAUUAUCGAGAUUGGAAAUCUAUUGUUGUUAUUAGAUCAGUAUCCAAAGUAACCCGUGGAGUUAGGUAGUCUAACUAGUUUAGUCAAAAGCUAGUCACCAAUAUAGCCUUGUGCGAAUGUUAUUUCUGGUGCCAAUUGCAAAAUCUGCACACGAUUUCAUUUUCGUUUAUCCGUCACAAUUAACUCUUCCGCCGGCUUGAAAUCUUCUGCGGGGCUAGUUAUUACAUGCGAAGUAAAAAAAAAAAAAAAGAAAGAAAGAAAAAAAAAACAUUAAAUAGCAUGUUUACGGUUGUGAACGUUUUUUUAUUUGCAGCCACAAUUUCUAAAGUAGAAGUGUUAUGCUACGGUAUAGCCUAACGUAUGUAACGAUGUUGAUUUGACGGGCAUGCUUUAAUGCUUACAACUGAGUCAUCUAAUGCAGGGUAGGCUACGUGUUUUUGCAUGCAUUUAAACCUUAAAACCUAUUGUUCUUUUGCAGGUUUAACUCUGUAACUUACUGUAACGCUAUUUAUAGGCCUGCCUCUUAGAAGUAGGGUAGUGCGUGAUUGUUGCCUUGGUAAUCUAAAAUGUGCUUUUGUUUGCAGAAAAAAACUUUUCCGUUGUACAGCUCCGUGAAAACAUAUCAAUGCCAGCUUUAACGUAAAAUUUGUCUUUUCUUAUAUGAAUCGUGUGUAUACUAGUAUUCAUGGUAGUGGUUUUUUGAAACAGCCUGUUGCUGUACUUACAUGCGUUUAUUGAAUUGCUCUGUCACAGUAGUUUUUUUACGGAUCACUGAGGUUCCCUGAACGCUCCAACGCACUGCUGUAAAUGUUUGUGACAAGUACAGAAUAUUUCCUAAUUUUUUUAUUUUAUUUUAAUUUUAAAUCUGGUUCAUUCUGUCUUUUCUACCGAAUUUGAUGCCUAGGGAGCAUUGUGAUGCAAAAUGGCUUCUGUGGAUCAUCAAGUUUGACCUAACAACAAUAACAACAAUAAAAAUAAUAAUAAGAAGAAUGUUGUAACAUCUGUUAAGACCUUGAACACUCAUGACAAAUGCUUUAUAAAUGUUAUUAUUUUGUGAUUGUUUCAUAAUACCGUGAAUUAAUAUGCAGUAUUUCUAAAUCUGAGAAUGACCUUACUUGUGUAGGCCUACAUUCUUACUUCUUUGUGUAGCAUUUGUGCUACUUUUUACUACUGUGUGUUAUUUCUUAUAGGAUUAUUUAUUGUAUCUCAUUUUUUGCAAUCUUCAUAUCCUUGUCACUUGACUUUCAGUACUCCUAUCAAGAAAGAGAAAGUGUUGUCAAUAAUGCUUUGUUUGAAUAAAGGCAAAUCAUGUACAUUUUACAAACUAUUAUGCAAACAGAUGGAAUGUUAAAACAAACCACCAACAGCAAAUGGGCUUAGUCACUUUUAUGUUCAUAGUUGACCAGCUUCAUCUGACGGCACAGCACAGGCCCUCUCUAAAAUUCACACAAACGCAGAAGCAUUGCUGUCCUGUAAAUAGAAAGCAGCACUGUGCUCUUCUCCCUGGAAAGGGGCCAAGGGGGUGCUAGUGGGAGCUACAGGAUGUUGAAGUGCUCCAGGUGUCCAGGUGCAAGAGCUGUGAUGGGAUGGCAGGGGACACAGCGUGGCCUUCUCUACAGAACUCAGACCCUGGUCACCUGGAAGCAGAAUUUGAAAUUCAGCCAUGUGUCCAGUAAAGUCUACAACCACACCAUUCUCAGGGGGGUGAAAUAUUCCUUGGACAGACAGCCCUUUCUCAGUGGAGCACUAUGGAGCCUGCAGAGACCAGUUCAGAGCUCAGUCAGACCCCAGAGCACCACUGCAGAUGGGACAGAUCCCAUCCAGGUGCACAAACAGAAGCUGAGCCUGUGGUUCAGCCACCUGCCCCAGGAGGAGCUGCAUUUCGGGGAAUUCAGCGCGGGGAGCAUGUACGUGGACCCCCUGAUUGUGGAGAGGAAGCCGGAGGAGAGCCGGGGGGUCCUCCAGGGGUCCUUGGUGGUGCACCAGCACCCCGCCCUGGACGUGGGCCAGCUCUUCGACGCGGCCUGCUGUGACGGCGGAUGCGGGGUUGGCAGAGGGGUCAACGUGCUGCUGUACGGGGCGGUGGGCACGGGAAAGAGCACCGUGGUGCGCAAGCUGGUGCUGGACUGGUGCGCCGGGGCCACGCUGGCCCAGUUCAGCCUGGUCAUCCCCUUCUCCUGCGAGGACCUGUCCCAGAUGACCCGGCCCGUCUCCCUGCGCGACCUGGUGGGCCGAAAGUACAUGCACCUGCGGCGGACGCCCCUGCUGAGCGGGGAGGGCGGCCAGGCCGGGAACGUGCUCUUCAUCUUCAACGGCAUGGAGAAGAUGGGCCUGGACUUCCGCAUCGCCUCCACCGAGCUGUGCAGCGACCCCAACGAGCCCCUGCCCCCCGCCACCAUCGUGGUCAACCUGCUGAGAAAGUACCUCCUGCCUGAGGCCAGCAUCUUGGUCAGCACCAGACUGUCUGCCGUGGAUCGCGUGCCCCAGAAGUACGUGGCGCGCUUCGUGCAGAUCUGCGGCUUCAGCGACCCCGACAGGCAGCGGGCGUACUUCACCAGCAGGCUGCUCCAGCAGACCACGGCCAGGCCCAGCGCCGAGGCCCAGUCCCUGAUGGAGCUGCUGUACCUCAACCUGCAGCGCGAGGGCCAGCUGGCCACCGCCUGCUUCCUGCCCUCCUACUGCUGGCUCACUUGCGCCACGCUGCACCUGCUGCACUUCACCAGCGGCUCCUCGCCUACCCGCACCCUCAGCGGCAUCUACACCAGCUUCCUCCGCCUCGUCUUCGGCGGGGAGGUGCUGGAGGCGGCCGAGGGCGGGGGCAGGGGCGGUGGCGGCGACCGGGAGCUGCCGGAGUCCCUGAUGAGGCAUGUGGUGCGCACCGUGGGAAAGCUGGCCUUCGACGGGGUCACCCGGAAGCGCACCUCCUUCUCGGAGGACGAGCUGGAGCAGUGGGUCGGCGGGAAGACCAAGACGGACGAGGAGCUGCGGCAGCUGGCCGUGUUCCGGACCGACGUGCUGGACUUCUUCCUGGUGCCCAGCGGCGAGAACCACGGCUCGGCCGAGGCGGGGGAGGCGGAGAAGCGCUACGUGUUCACCGUGCCCGCCAUGCAGGAGUACCUGGCCGCCCUGUACGUGGUGCUGGGCGAGAACAAGUCGGCCCUGGAGAAGGUGAGCCAGCAGCUCUCCUCCGCCAUCGGCCAGGCCGGGGAGGACGUCACCACCCUCAUGACCAUCUUGGCCAAGUUCAUCCCCUUGAGGAUCUUCGCCAUCUUCAACCUGAUCAAGCUGUUCCCCAAGCUGUACGAGAAGAUCUCCGUCCACAGCAAGGGCCGCAUCGCCCGCACCUUGGCGGCCGAGAUGUUCCGCUCGGAGGACAGCUUCAACGAGGACGUGCUGGACCAGGUGGAGCAGAGCCUGCUGGGGGUGCAGGGACCCCAGCCCCAGCAGAUGGUGGACAGCAAGGCCUUCGAGCUGUACCCCAUAUUCAUGGGGGGGCUGCUGCACUACAACAACCGGGUGCUGCUGGAGCAGCUGGGCUGCGGCAUUAAGAGCUCGGCGGUGUCCCAGAUCACCAGCACCCUGCGGAGGCACCUGGUGCGGGAGAUCCGGCGCGAGCAGCCCCCCGAGGAGCUGAUGGACAUCCUGGUGCUGCUGUACGAGUUCCAGAACCCGCGGCUGUCGGCCGAGGUGCUGGGCUCCCUCCGGACCAUCCGCCUCUCCACCGUGCGCAUGACGCCCCUCAAGUGCUUCAUCCUGAGCUCCGUGCUCAGCUGCGCCCCCUCCAGGCACCUGCUGGACGAGCUGGACCUCUCCGACUGCCACCUGACCCAGGACCUGCUGGAGAUGUUGCAGCCGGCCUUCCUCCACACGCGCAGUCUGAAUCUGCAGUUUAACAGGUUGGGUUCUGAGUCCUGCGUAAUCCUCAAAGAUGUGCUACUUCACCCCAGCUGUGCACUUAGAUCCUUACAGCUGUGUGAUAACUCCCUGCUGGAGUCGGGGGUGGCCCACCUGCUUGAGGCCUUCCCGGGGAACCACUCUCUGCGGCGGCUGUCCCUGAUGCACACGGGCCUGGGAGACGCGGGCGCGGCCCUCCUGGCACAGGGCCUGGUGCAGCACCACGAGCUGGAGGAGCUCAACGUGGCCUACAACAACAUCGGGGACAGCGCUGCCCUCACGCUGGUGGACGCCUGCAGAGAGCACCCCACUAUCCACACAGUACACCUCUACCUGAACCGCCUGAGCGAGGCGGGCAAGCAUUCGCUGUACGUGCGCGGGGUCCCGCAGAAGACCACUGGCCGCCACGUGAAGGUGCUGGCCUCGGUGACCGAGGGCUCGGACGUGUCGGAGGACUGGCACCCCAUCCUCAGCGUCAUCCAGCAGAACUCGGCCUCCUGGGAGAUGAGCCGCGUGCGCCAGCAGCUGCAGGUCUUCCUGCGCGACCUGGAGUCGGGCCGGCGGCGGCAGCACAGCCUGUGGAAGAGGCUGCACUUCCGCCGGGUGGAGAGGGGCGUGAGGGAGACGCUGCGCAUGCUGGAGAAGGGCUCCCCGUAGAGAUGAACCACUGCAGCGGUGUCUGGGCCGGACAGGGCUGGACAGUCCUGCUCUCUUCACUCAAUAGAAUACAUUGGGGCUGAGCAGGCUAGCAUCUUGCAAAAUGUAGCCUUAUGAUGUGGUCACUCAGCGACAAUAGCGAGUUCACAUAUUAAAGAGGAAGGCAGUGAGAUGCAAUUAAAGCCAUAUCAAUUAAUCAGCUUCCAAGCCUAUGCUUUACAUUUCAGAAUCUAACAAAAAUAUUAAUCUCAAAAUUUCUGGUACAUUUCAAUAUUUUUAAUGGAAAUUUUCCAUGUGAAUUUUGUCUUGGCCACUUUCUGUUUUUUUAUCCUCCUUAACAUGAUUGCACCUGUAUUCUCAGUAUUGUCAGUAUUCUCUGUUUUAAUCAAUUCUAACUUAAAAAUUACUAAUAGGAGGGUUACUCCCAAUCUUCAAACAUUUCCCUAAUGACUGGAGCAUAGCUUUAGCUUAAUGCAAUGAUUGUUUUCAGUCACAAAGUUUCGCGAACAAACGUGUCUUGUUUUCCAACAUCUUGGAUAGGCAGUGAUGGACCAUCAUUUCACUGAGCAGAAUUUCAUCGCUUGUACACUGGGAAAACAAAAUCUUCCAACUGUCUUCCUGUAACUGAUGUUCAACUCAGGAGCUUUCAUGAAUGAGGUACAUGUAGCGUUAAUGUGUAAAAUAAUCUAAGUAUGACAUUGUGAUGAUAUUUGUAAGAGUAUCAUGUUAACAUGUUCCGUGUUGCACAUUUUUAAAUAUUAUGGGAUAAGAGAACAGCUAGUUUGUUUACAGUUUGACAUUUGACAUAAUUACUAAUCAGUGUUAGCUAGCUAACAUGAAAGGUGUAUUGAAGCUAGACUUGUUGCUGCCUUUGUGUGGAUUGCUGUUAUGCUACGCACUUUGCUAUUUCAGCAUUUACUUAUAAUAGCAGAGUGCGGAAACUGGGGGCUUUUGGAACAAACCUGAAAUUGUCUGAAUCAAGUGCUGAGGAAUCCAGCAUGCAGCUAAACUGUUACACAGAGGAGAAAAGAGUCAAGAAUGCAACUAUAUUUUGAACAGACAGGGACAGAAUGCGAUAUGCAGCUGCCGGGAUUAACUAUAUUUAAUUUUGAAUAGUAAGUGAAAAAUGUUUCAUAAUGUUCAGGGUUACAGAGCUAUUACCCAAAAGAAACCUUUAAGCGUGUUUUUUUGCAUUGAGAAGCAUAAUAUUAUUAAUGUUCAAGUGAACAAAACGGAUAAAAGCAAAAAAGCAAUUAUAAAAACUAUUCAUUCCAAUAAAAUCUUGAAAAUUGCUGAAAUUUAGCAUUCAUAAAUAUCGAGAAAGUGUAAGAAGAAAGGCUGCAUGUUGCUCAUUUUGUGCCUGUCUUGAUAUACUUGAUAUGAUGUUGAAUUGCAAGCUGAGAAUUUGAUGCAAUAAACUGUUAUGCAAAGAA